Messenger RNA from Callorhinus ursinus (northern fur seal), 2531 nucleotides. The record is from RefSeq and is a predicted model, not a curated record. NCBI's taxonomy places the organism in Eukaryota, Metazoa, Chordata, Mammalia, Carnivora, Otariidae.
GCCCGAGAGCGGGGCGCGGCCUCGCCGCGAGACCCCGGGCCAUGGCGCGGGUGCUCAUCGUGGGCGCCGGGCUGACGGGAAGCCUGUGCGCAGCGCUCAUCAGGAAGGAGUUGCCCCGUCCUGUGCACCUCGCGGUGUGGGACGAGGCUGGGGACUCAGGGGGAAGAAUGACUACGGCCAGGAGUCCCUGCAAUCCACAGAGCACAGUUGACUUGGGUGCCCAGUACAUCACCUGCACACCUCAUUACGCCAAGCAACACCAAAGUUUUUAUGUUGACCUGUUAGCUCUUGGCAUUUUGAAGCCUCUGACCUCUCCUAUUGAAGGGAUGAUGAUGAAAGAGGGAGACUGUAACUUUGUGGCACCUCAAGGAGUUUCUUCAAUUAUUAAGCAUUACUUGGACGAAUCAGGUGCUGAUGUCUACUUCAGACACUGUGUGACCCAGAUCAACCUGCGAAAUGACAAGUGGGAAGUCUCCAAGGACAAAGGUCCCCCCGAGCUGUUUGACAUUGUUGUCCUCACGAUGCCAGUUCCUCAGAUUCUGCAGCUUCAAGGUGACGUCGCAAACUUAAUUAGCAAAUGCCAAAGGCAGCAACUGGAGUCUGUGAGCUACUCCUCUCGCUACGCUCUGGGCCUCUUUUAUGAAGCUGGCACGAAGAUUGAUGUCCCUUGGGCUGGGCAGUACAUCACCAGUAAUCCCUGCAUACGCUUCAUCUCCAUUGAUAAUAAGAAACGCAAUAUAGAGUCGUCCGAAAUCGGGCCUUCCCUUGUGGUUCACACCACUGUCCCAUUUGGAGUCAGCCACUUGGAGCACAGCACCGAGGCUGUGCAGGAGCUAAUCUUCCAGCAUCUGGAAGGCAUCUUGCCAGGCCUGCCGCGACCAGUUGCGACCAUAUGCCAGAAAUGGAGACAUUCUCAGGUUACAAAUGCUGCCGUCAACUCCCAUGGCCAGUUGACUCUUCACCUCAAACCUUUCCUUGUGUGUGGAGGGGAUGCGUUCACCCAGUCCAACUUCGAUGGCUGCAUCACUUCUGCCCGGUGUGUUCUAGAAGCUUUAAAGAACCAUGUUUAGCACCUGUAUCUUUGUCCUCUGCGUGAGCUUUGGGUUUUUGUUUUCACAAGUUUCUGUUAUUGAUUAUUUUGUUUUCUAUUUUGUUGAGAGAAAUUACUGGAAAAUUUUUCAUACAGAGUAUAAAAUUGAUUUUAUGAUUUUGACAGUUACAACCCAUGCUAGAAUGAAAAUGCCUUGUACCAUGCACCUUUCAUGGUGUUUCUGAAUUGUCAUGACUACGCCUUGUUAGAGGAAAACAGUGCUUAAGAAUAACAAAUGGAUGGCCUCCCAAAAAAGCCUGUCCAGUCAGAGUAAUGGUUCAUGUUCCAAAAUCCUUAUUCUUUUGAAAAUUUCCAUUCCAAAUAAAGAAUAAUUAUCCAAUCCUCAUUUUUGAUCUUCAAGUAUGUCCUUGAUUCAGUGUUUUUGCCAAUUGCUGAACUACAGGAUUCCCCCAAACUGUGGCUAACAGAGUGUAAUUUCUGUCUCUCUCUAGUUACUGAAUGAUCCUGAAUCGUUGGUCAUAGAAUGUCAUUGUUUCUAGGACAGUAUUGUUUGGAGGGCAAUUGACUGACAAAGAAACCCCUCUUCAAAUUUUCACAUAAUAACCAGAUGCAACUUGACUCUCCAAGUCCUAUCAUAGUUUUUAACCUUAAAAAAGAAUUCAGUCCUAACAUGAAAGGUAAAAAUUAAAUAGAAGCUGAGAGGCAAUAUAUUGAUCUUUACCUCUUGCUCUACCGGAUGGCUGGUGCCGUUAACUUCAGGUGGUCCCUGGGAUGUCCCGUGGCAUUUAGAGUGUGUCGAGUUUAAUGAAUUUAAUACAACAAGAAAAUUUACUGAACUGGAAAAUAGAUGCACUUAAAAUAGUUCAAUAUUUGCCAACUUAGAGGUUCAGCAUAUCACCCACAUGCUUCAGUGACCCACCUGCUUCCCGUCACUUGCUGGCUGGACAGAAAUUGAUCCCCUGCCUUCUAAACCACUACCUGUCACUAAAGGAAGGGGGAACUGCGUGUGAUUUCUGGUUUGAUGAGAUGACUGAUAUUGAGAUUUCUUUCAUCAUUUUGGCCCAUAUUUAAUUAACAUUUGUCUUUCUCUGGGUUUUACCCUGGAAGCAUGGCAGAAAAGACAUUCAAAUGUGUUAACUAUCUUGUGUUUAACUGAUACCCUUCUGGAGCCAUUGGAUUAAUAACCUCCUGAAGCCUUAAGAACAAUUGUUGUAUUCGUCUCAUGAACGUGCAUCCUCCAAAGAAAAGAGCAAAAAAGGACUUAUGAAGGUGGGGUGAGUUACUUAGAGAAAAGAUGCGUCUAAGUCAUUGCUGAUGACUAUUAAUAUCUACUCCUUCUAAUUCCCUAAUAAUUCCGCAUCUGUUUUGAAAAAUCUAUGGCACGUACGGGAAAAGGCUCCAAACUGCUUAGUAUGUAGAUCAUCGUUACUUCGCCAUUUAAGUCGUUUUGAAAACUCAUUUUACACGUAGAUCCAUCUCU